AUGAGCGAUAAGGCUGCGUUUGCAUCGGCUGGAGCCUUCGACAAAGACCUCUACUCAGAAGGGAAAGAAGACUACGUGAAGGAAUUACCUGCCGAUGAGAGUAAUGGAGAUAAUGGAAACAAAGCGACGGAAGCGCCCAAGAAGAAAAGGAGAAGGUGGGACGAGACGCCCGUAGCGGCCCCCGUUUCGCAAUGGGACGAUGAUGGAUCGGCCACGCCCGCGGCACCAGCGACCGGUAGUCGCUGGGACGACGCCACUCCCACGGCCACUGCCGAUGCCACCCCCACCGCCAAGAAGCCCAGGCGAAAUCGAUGGGAUGAGACGCCAGUUGCCGCGACGCCGGGUGCCACCCGAGGCGGCUGGGAUGAGACACCGAGGAAGGGCGCAGGAGAGGAGACACCAAGGAAGAGGUCGCGCUGGGAUGAAACGCCCGCCAACGUGCCCAUGGGCGCCGCAACGCCCGUGGGUGUUUCGUUCGACGCCAUGGGGGCCACCCCCGUCGGUAAUUUCGCGAACAUCCAGACCCCUACGCCCGGGCAGCUUCAAUUCAUGACCCCCGAGCAGAUGCACGCGAUGCGCUGGGAGCGCGAUGUGGAUGAGAGGAACAAGCCCCUCACCGACGAGGAGCUCGAUGAGCUGAUGCCCUCGGAGGGGUACAAGAUUCUCGAGCCCCCCGCCUCCUACAAGCCCAUUCGCACACCCGCCCGCAAGAUCGCGUGGACCCCCACCCCGUUGACGGGCGACGGCGGGUUCAUGAUGGCCGAGGAGGACCUCUCGUCGCACGGGACCGUCGACCUCGAGCAGCCCGUCGGCAACCUGCCGGCCAUCAAGCCCGAGGACAAGCCCUACUUCGAGGCCCUCCUGCAGGACGUCAACGAGGAGGAGCUCAGCAUCGAGGAGCAGAAGGAGCGGAAGAUCAUGAAGCUGCUGCUCAAGAUCAAGAACGGCACGCCGCCCAUGAGGAAGCAGGCCCUGCGUCAGAUCACCGACAAGGCGCGCGAGUUCGGCCCGGGUCCGCUCUUCAACCAGAUCCUGCCCCUCCUCAUGUCGCCCACGCUCGAGGACCAGGAGCGGCACCUGCUGGUCAAGGUCAUCGACCGCAUCCUCUACAAGCUCGACGAUCUCGUCCGACCGUUCGUGCACAACAUCCUGGUCGUCAUCGAGCCUCUGCUCAUCGACGAGGACUACUACGCGCGUGUCGAGGGCCGCGAGAUCAUCUCCAACCUCAGCAAGGCCGCCGGUCUGGCCACCAUGAUCGCCACGAUGCGACCCGACAUCGACAACGUCGACGAGUACGUGCGUAACACCACCGCGCGGGCCUUCUCCGUCGUGGCGUCGGCGCUGGGCAUCCCCGCGCUCCUGCCUUUCCUCCGCGCCGUGUGCCAGAGCAAGAAGUCGUGGCAGGCGCGUCACACGGGCAUCAAGAUCGUGCAGCAGAUCGCCAUCCUCAUGGGCUGCGCCAUUCUGCCCCACCUCAAGAGCCUGGUGGACAUCAUCAAGCACGGCCUCGAGGACGAGCAGCAGAAGGUGCGCACCAUCACCGCGUUGUCGAUCGCCGCGCUGGCCGAGGCCGCCACGCCCUACGGUAUCGAGUCGUUCGACGUCGUGCUCAAGCCGCUGUGGUACGGCAUCCGCAAGCACCGCGGCAAGGGUCUCGCGGCCUUCCUGAAGGCCAUCGGCUUCAUCAUCCCGCUGAUGGACGCCGAGUACGCCAACUACUACACCAAGGAGGUGAUGAUCAUCCUCAUCCGCGAGUUCUCGUCGCCCGACGAGGAGAUGAAGAAGAUCGUGCUCAAGGUCGUCAAGCAGUGCGUGGCCACCGAGGGCGUGACCGCGCAGUACGUGCGCGACGAGAUCCUGCCCGAGUUCUUCAAGUGCUUCUGGAUCCGGCGAAUGGCGCUCGACCGCCGCAACUACCGGCAGCUGGUCGACACCACCGUCGAGCUGGCCAACAAGGUGGGUGCCUCGGAGAUCGUCGGCCGGAUCGUGGACGACCUCAAGGACGAGUCGGAGCCCUACCGAAAGAUGGUGAUGGAGACCGUCGACAAGGUCGUCCAGAACAUGGGCUCGUCGGACAUCGACUCGCGCCUCGAGGAGCAGCUCAUCGACGGCAUCCUCUACGCCUUCCAGGAACAGACCUCCGACGACUCGCAGGCCAUCCUCAACGGCUUCGGCACCGUCGUCAACGCGCUCAACCUGCGCUGCAAGGUCUACCUGCCGCAGAUCGCCGGUACGAUCAAGUGGCGCCUCAACAACAAGUCGGCCAAGGUGCGCCAGCAGGCGGCCGACCUCAUCGCGCGCAUCGCGCCGGUGAUGAAGACCUGCGGCGAGGAGAAGCUCAUGGGCCACCUGGGCGUCGUGCUCUACGAGUACCUGGGCGAGGAGUACCCCGAGGUGCUGGGCUCGAUCCUCGGCGGUCUCAAGGCCAUCGUCAACGUGAUCGGCAUGGAGAAGAUGACGCCCCCGAUCAAGGACCUCCUGCCGCGGCUCACCCCGAUCCUCAAGAACCGACACGAGAAGGUGCAGGAGAACUGUAUCGACCUCGUCGGCCGUAUCGCCGACAGGGGCGCCGAGUACGUGGCCGCGCGCGAGUGGAUGCGCAUCUGCUUCGAGCUGCUCGACAUGCUCAAGGCCCACAAGAAGGCCAUCCGCCGCGCCACGGUGAACACCUUCGGCUACAUCGCCAAGGCCAUCGGCCCGCAGGACGUGCUCGCCACGCUGCUCAACAACCUCAAGGUCCAGGAGCGACAGAACCGCGUGUGCACCACCGUCGCCAUCGCCAUCGUCGCCGAGACGUGCCAGCCCUUCACCGUCCUCCCGGCCCUCAUGAACGAGUACCGCGUGCCCGAGCUCAACGUGCAGAACGGCGUGCUCAAGGCCCUCUCCUUCCUCUUCGAGUACAUCGGCGAGAUGGGCAAGGACUACUGCUACGCCGUCACUCCGCUCCUCGAGGACGCCCUCAUGGACCGCGACCUCGUCCACCGACAGACCGCCUGCACCGUCGUCAAGCACAUGGCGCUCGGCGUCCAGGGCCUCUCCUCCGAGGACGCCAUCCUCCACCUGCUCAACUACGUGUGGCCCAACAUUUUCGAGACCUCGCCCCACGUCAUCAACGCCGUCAUGGAGGCCAUCGAGGCCGCCCGCGUCUCGCUCGGACCCUCGCCCGUCAUGCAGUACACCUUCCAGGGCCUCUUCCACCCGGCGCGCAAGGUGCGGACCGUCUACUGGAAGAUCUACAACAUGCUCUACAUCGGCGCCCAGGACGCGCUCAUCCCGGCCUACCCGCGCCUCGAGGACGAGCCCAACAACACCUACCACCGCGCCGAGCUCGACUACUUCCUCUAA
Messenger RNA from Acanthamoeba castellanii str. Neff, 3345 nucleotides. Its product is annotated as splicing factor 3b subunit 1, putative. The record is from RefSeq and is a predicted model, not a curated record. NCBI's taxonomy places the organism in Eukaryota, Discosea, Longamoebia, Acanthamoebidae. Gene Ontology annotation, biological process: spliceosomal complex assembly. Gene Ontology annotation, molecular function: mRNA binding. The transcript has a single exon. Gene Ontology annotation, cellular component: U12-type spliceosomal complex; U2-type prespliceosome; U2 snRNP. Bases 1 to 3345 code for a protein of 1114 amino acids.